UGAGGACUUAAUUUUCUAUUUACAUCUUAGAAGAAACAUAUUUAACUGGCCCACAUCAAAAUAAUCCUGCCUUUGUUGUUUUAACUGUCUGAUCGUGUACUACUGCUAUUUAUCGGUCUGACGCAACAGGUUACUGGACAAACACAUCUGACCACUAAAUAAAUAUACGUGUAUGUAAAUACGCCUGGAUCGUUUGACGGAUACGCGUAGAAAUACGUUUUAUUUAAAAUGACGUAUACUGUAAAUGAGAAGGAGAAUUACUACACUAGAUCUAAGUGAUUCCUGGUUCUUUGGUAUUGCUGCAUGUUUUUCUUGCUCCGGAAGUUGGUGUUUUUUACUCGGCCUCCGGGGGGCUUCCCUCGAGUAGAGGGGAUUCCGAUCCCACCCCCGUCGCGUGACCGAGGUUUCCUCUUCGCGGGAGCAGAUCCCAAAGCCCCGAGGAACCUCCAUCUCUUCCUGAAAAGGAGGAAAUGAAGUCGUUCCCGAGAUCGCGCGCGUCACUGUUGAUUAAUACGGGCAAAAGAGGGCGCUCCCCAAGAGUGCGACCCCCGCGUGCCGCCCACCCCGCGUUUCCAUGCCAACUAGCUCGGGGCCAGCGGGGGCUUCCGCCGCUUCCCAGCUGAAGAGGGGGCUCCGUGUGCCAGUCUCGGGACACGCUCGUUUUGAAAUUUAUUUCUGUCCUGCGGAGAUAAGUGCGCGUUGCUGCGGGGAGAGAUGAAGAUGAAGAACCCUUGGCACCGGCCGCUGAUCAUCGGCAUCGCCAUCGUCUUCGCUGUGGCCGUGAUUGGCAUGGUGACCACUGGCGUCAUUCAGAACAGACACAUCGGACAGAAGUACAAGUAUGGUAUCGUCCUGGAUGCUGGCUCUUCUCACACUUCGGUGUACGUGUACCAGUGGCCAGCGGAGAAGGAGAACAACACAGGCAUGGUGCAGCAGACACACGUGUGUAAUGUGAAAGGCAAGGGCAUCUCCAGCUAUGCUGGCAGCCCAAAUGCUGCUGGGAGCUCACUCAGGGAGUGCAUGGAGGAGGCCAGGAGCAACAUUCCCACUGAGAGACAAAAGGAGACACCUGUCUACCUGGGAGCUACAGCAGGGAUGAGGUUGCUAAGGAUGGAGAACCAGUCAGCCUCAGACCAGGUCCUGGCAUCAGUAGAGAACUUCCUCAAGGUGACCCCAUUCUCCUACCAGGGAGCCUGCAUCAUCACGGGCCAGGAAGAGGGCGCCUACGGCUGGAUCACUGUCAAUUAUCUUGGUGAUAACUUCCGUAAGGCCCAGCGGACCAUGGGGGCCCUGGACCUGGGCGGAGCGUCCACUCAGAUCACAUUUGUAUCUGGGGUGGAGGGAGAGUCCCCUCAGAACUUCAUCCACUUCCGUCUGUACGGGAAUGAGUACCACGUGUACACUCACAGCUUCCUGUGCUAUGGCAAGGACCAGGCGCUCAGGCUGGCGCUGAGUCACGGGCUGCGGGCACUGCCAGAGAACGCAAACAGCACCCUGCUAGACCACUGCUUCCACCCAGGCUACAGGAAACAGAAGGACCUGUCCGAUGUCUAUGAUAGCCCCUGUGUCUCCAAGAAAGGGGCUCCAACUGGGACCUUCAUCCAUCAAGGUGCAGGGAACUGGAGUCUCUGCCAUCAGCAUGUACAAGGCCUCUUCAACUUCAGCCAGUGUGUCAGGAGGAGCUGCUCCUUCAAUGGGGUCUUCCAGCCCCCACUGCAGGGGACGUUUGGGGCUUUCUCUGCUUUCUUCUUUGUGAUGAAUUUCUUGAACCUGACUUCCGGGUCCCUGUAUGAUGCAAAGCAGAAGCUGACUAGUUACUGUUCUACACCCUGGGAAAAGAUCCAAAAGGACCACCCUACAGUUAAGGAGAAGUACUUGUCUGAAUACUGCUUCUCAGGGACCUACAUCGUCACGCUGCUUGAAGAUGGAUACAACUUCACCUCGGAUGCCUGGAAGGAAAUCAAGUUCAUCAAAAAGAUUGGAGACAGUGAUGCUGGCUGGACUCUGGGCUACAUGCUGAACAUGACCAACAUGAUUCCAGCAGAGGCCCCUGACACACCGCCCCUCCCCCACUCUAGCUACGUGGCCAUCAUGGUCCUGCUGGCCCUGCUGCUACCCAGCCUGCUCUUCAUCGGUUACCGCUUGUUCAGGCGCUCUGGUUCUGCUUCUCAAAAGCAGAUCGUUUAACUAUCAUUAUAGGAUGUAGAUACUGUGGGUGGGGCUGGCUUCAGUGUUUUUACUUUUAUUAGUCGGAUGGGGGCCUGCAUUCAGAACCCUGUGUGGACCCAUACUGAUCUCCUCCCUGACUGUGAUUGCAGAACCAGAGGUAGAUGUCCAUCUCAGGUCAGGUGACACACCUGUACCAGAAGUCUGGAUCUGCAGGGCAGGACUGUGCACUACCAUCAAGGAGCAAUGACCCAGGGCCAGGAGACAGGGCUGUAGGAUCUGGGGGGGUCGCGAGGGGGGGACACUAGGGGGGAAUACAGGGAGACACUAGGGGGGACACAGGGGAGACGCUUCUCCAAGCUGCUCCAGCCUUGGAUGUCAGAGAUCGUCUUUGCAUUUCAUUUCCCAGGAGACCAUCAUCCCGCAUUUUUAACAGAGGGAAUUCCACACUGAAGCAAACCUGCCUGCUUGAUUUCCCAAUAAACAUUAUGCUUUUCUUGUGA
Molecule: messenger RNA, 2669 nt
Organism: Brienomyrus brachyistius
Lineage: Eukaryota; Metazoa; Chordata; Actinopteri; Osteoglossiformes; Mormyridae
Gene: entpd1
Product: ectonucleoside triphosphate diphosphohydrolase 1
Exons: 9
Coding region: 715-2187 (490 amino acids)
Biological process (GO): nucleoside diphosphate catabolic process
Cellular component (GO): plasma membrane
Molecular function (GO): GDP phosphatase activity; UDP phosphatase activity
Source: RefSeq, a predicted model, not a curated record